UUUUUUUUUUUUUCAAACAUCUAUGAAGUUAUGAUAUCAAUCAAAGCACACAUUUUUGUUUAAACCAAAGACUUCACUUUGCUUUUGGGGUAGGGAGUAUUUGUUGGCAGCUCAUUUUGCAGCCACCAACAAGAAGAAAAAAUGCAAUGUCCAAAGGAAGCUCUAGUUAGAUUGUUUUACAACCUCUCAAGCUCCUCCCUGCUUCUCCUUCUCUUCCUAUACUCGUCAUCCAUUUUGCUUUCCAAGUUCUUGUACUUCCUUGGAAGUUAUCCAGUUAUCCAAAGGACUCAAAAUGGAUAUGACUACAGUAUGUUUUCUGAGGAGGAGGAGGAGGAGGAGGAAGAAGGAUAUGCUGCUGACAGGUAUAACUAUAGGGUGAACUGCGUGGAAAAGGACCACCUGGUGGCAGACAUAAUUCAUGGUGGUGAAUCACUUAUAUUCCUGUCAGACAAUAGCUUUCACAGGACUGAAAAUGAUGUUGAGGAAUCCAUGAACCUCCACGAAGAUCCGCUAACAAGUGAUUCCACCGAACAGUUCUCUGCUCAUGACUCAUCACCUCGUACAGAUUCUGAACAUGAUAAUGAUGACAUCAAUUUGCAGGAUGAAGAGAUCCCAAUAAAAGAUGCUGAUUCACUUCAGAAUUUCGAUGUAAAUCAGGAUGGCCCCACCCCCAUCGUCUCACCAAUACUCAAAGAACCAGACAAAAGUGAUCAGGUGGACAAUGACGAAGACGAUGAUGAUAUUAGCAGCAAUCAAGAAAUCAAACAAAGGGUGGAAACAGAUUUUUCAAGAAAUGAGAAAUUUUUUGUUAUAGGACCAACAAUAUUGGAGUCUAAGAAGUUACUAGUUCAUGACAAUGAUGCUGAAGAAAUCUACGGAGACUCUUGCACGAUGGGCUCUACUUCUAAGAGCUCUUCUGAGUGGAGAAGCUCGAUAAAUUGUAGAGAUUCAGGGACUGAUGAUCCAUUUUCUUCUUCCUCAAGAAGAAGUUGUCCCAAGUGGGAGUCCUACACAGUGUUUCAAAAGUAUGAUGAAGAGAUGAUAUUCCUAGACAGAAUUAGUGCACAGAAGCUCCAGGAAACAGGUAAUAAAUAAUUCAACCGAAAAACUUUGAGACAUUUUGGGGUAGUAUUUGUUUCGAGAAAUGAAUUGGGAAAAUUGA
Durio zibethinus is the source of this 1162-nucleotide messenger RNA. NCBI's taxonomy places the organism in Eukaryota, Viridiplantae, Streptophyta, Magnoliopsida, Malvales, Malvaceae. The record is from RefSeq and is a predicted model, not a curated record.